Molecule: messenger RNA, 2653 nt
Organism: Nycticebus coucang (slow loris)
Lineage: Eukaryota; Metazoa; Chordata; Mammalia; Primates; Lorisidae
Gene: C2H19orf25
Product: chromosome 2 C19orf25 homolog
Exons: 4
Coding region: 28-669 (213 amino acids)
Source: RefSeq, a predicted model, not a curated record
GUUUGGGCAUCUCUGCCCUGGGCAGGAAUGCACUCUGGUUGUAAGGGGCCUGUAGUAGAGUUCUCCGUGAGGAAACUGAGGCAGAGGACGAACCUGACCCUGAAGCUCCAGGCCUAUUGUAGCUGGGCAAAGGGAGGGCCAGGCGCUGGGCGAGCCCGGAAGAGCAGAGCAGGGCGGGCUUUCCCGGGAGCGGGUCCGCAACGGCUACGGAUGGGCUCCAAGGCCAAGAAGCGCGUGGUGCUGCCCACCCGCCCAGCGCCUCCCACGGUGGAGCAGAUCCUGGAAGACGUUCGGAGGGCGCCGGCUAAAGACCCUGUCUUUACCGCCCUGGCAGCUGAAGACCCCCCAGGUCCCUCCGUGAGUACAGAGGACUCCAAGGCCCAGUGGAAGGAGCUAUACCAGCAGAGCUGGGCCUAUGUGGCCCUGAACCAGCAGCUGCAGCGGGCAGGCGAUGGGCUGAGGCAGAAGUGUGAGCACCUUCGGAGAGCUGGCAAGGAUCUGGAGCAGGAGGUUGAGCAGCCAAGUACUGAUUGCCAGAUACAAACAUCCAGGUGUGGCUGGCUGGCUUUGGGAUGCUGUCCACCUUUAGAAACUCUCCAGGGUGCCAGGCAGACUCUCCUGCCAGCUUCACCCAGCUGCUCCCCUCCCAUCCAGUGUGCCCCCAAAUAAACCUCAGGCCUGGGUCUUGCCUGCAUCUUUACAGCAAAAGCCUCAUCACUUUGUUCCUGACAGGAAUGAGGCUCCAUGCUCAUCCUGUGGACCCUGCAUGGGGGACAGUCUGGUGACUGGGAUAGAAGGACUAGGCAAGUCCUCUCCCACCCCUGCCUCAUCUUCAGCCCAUUUGGAGAAAAGAGCCACAGACAACACAGGGUGAUUGAACAGCUCAGUUUAUUAAAGGUGCGCAGGAGUCCGAGAGCUGACUGCAUAUUGUCUUCCGCCGACAGAUGGCUUUACAUUUAGUGGGUAAAUUAGCUAUUUACAUGUCCCUUUAACACUGCAGAGACCUAGUACAAAGACAGGGUGGCAACAGGGUGAACCAGAGACAGACCAGGUUUGAGUCGUGCCGAGUAGGAUGAGGUAAUGCUGUCGGCUGUUCAGGAAGAGUGCGUGAGUGGGGGGGGGGUCACACCCCGAGUUCAGCACCCAGAUGUGGUGGGGUCAGGUGGUUGUCAUUGUCCAUCACUCAGGACAUCAGACCCUCAGUUCCCCUGGGGCUGGUCCAGGUGCAGAGAGGCCAGUGACUGAGCAGGGUCAUAAGACUCUUGGCUUUUAGCUCCAGCUUCCAGUUGAUUGUCCAAAGAUGGCAGGGAAUGGCCAUGCCCCCUGCUGCAGGUGGUGAAGAAAGCAGAAGUGACCGCAGACUUGGGAUAUGUCAGGAGAAUGGUUGGUGGGAGUCCCAAGAUCACUGCUGCUGACCCAGCAUUCAGCAAGGGGAAGUGGCAUGGGCAGUGUCCCACCAGACCCAGGUUCUGGGAGCAGUGCAAGGCAUGGUCUCCCUCAGCAGCUGCCCUGCUAGCCUGAGGUAGCUCUGAGAGUUCACCCCAUGACCUACAUGGGAAGAUGGAGACAGGGCAGUGAGAGCACCCAGGGACUCUUGUGAGAUGGGGCUGCACCUCUGCAGCUGGGUGGCAUGGGACUGCCUGCUGUUUCCCUACUGCCUAGCUGGCCCAUGGUUGAGUCUGAAGGCUCAGGAGAGACCACCAGUCUGUUCCCUUGGGCUGUAGGUGGGGGAAGGGAGUUCCAGAGGGGCCACCCUCUGCUGGGUCCUGAAGAGGCUCCUGGUAGGGGGAGGUCUCCCUGUUCAGUCACUGGCAGGACAGAGCCCUGCCUGCCAGCAAGGUCCUACCAGUAAGCAUGUGGUGCCUCUGGCCCCUUGUUGGUGAUUUAAGGAUGAUGAAGUCCAGGCAGAGCCCCGAGCAUCAGUCCUACAGGACACAACAUUUUGGAGACUUAUAAUAACACAGUUGAUGUUUAUAGUAGCAGCAGCAUGUUAUCUCUGAAGUAGGCAUCGUUCACAAGGACGCCAAAGUUGAAGACAAGUCCUGUCAGAGAGGCUGAGCGGGACAGGAGGGUAGGUGGUGUGCCCUAUCUUGUAUCUGCCUCCCAAGCCCCACUUCCCUCCUCCCAGAGAAGGGACUGGGAAUCAGCAUAUGGAACAGCGUCUGCCCCUUGGGAGCAGCUCUCUACAGAGUGUGGUGGCAGGCAGAUCUGUGCAAAGAGCAGCACUUCCUAUAGCUGGGCUCCUGCAGGAAAGAGGUAGUUGGCUCUUUCUGCAGAAAGACAUGCUCAGAGCUGGAACUGACCACAUGCACUGGGGUCCCAGAUCAGAGGCCACUGUGGAGCCAUGGAGAGGGUGCUAGUUGCUGUGGCUGGGAAGAGAGGGUGAGUGUAUCGGGCAGUCUCCAGACUUAAUAUCUGCUUCCUCCUCAUCUGGCACCAAACACUUUCUAGUACCUUGUUCAUGGCAUCUUCAGCAGCCCUGGCCUCAAUAUGUCCUGCCAACCAGGCCCUGGGCUUCCAUUUCCUUUCAAAGCCUUGCAUUGAGUUCAGGCUUCCCCAGCUCUGCGGAGGAGGCUCAACCCUCCUGUUCUGCUCCCAGCAGUGCUGUCCCUGGAAUUCUUAGGUCCCAGCAGUCUUAAGUCAUAAUGAGAAA